AUGCCUUUAGUGGGUUCGACAUCGAUUACUGAUGCGUUCGGUGACGCUGCAGAAUCGAUCUACGGGAAGCUGUUUAGCGGACACUAUUACGACCCCGUCCAUCACCGCGCUGUGGACCAUCAUAGAGCGGGAGAGCAUGCAUCCUUCUACGAGAGAAGCGAAGGGGUGGCGCCAGAGCUUACCGCGGUGCCACGCCAUCCAGUAAGAUCAGGAGCGACAGGCUUCGUAUCAAGACACGACACUGACCACGCUGGUUUCGUCCCGUGUUUGCCAAGGGUGCGGGUGUACGGCGCCGCUGCAUCUUCAGCGACUAAUCCGGAGGACGCGGCCUGUGGCCCCGCAGGCCUUUCACAGGCCAAACGGGCCAAAACUAGUAGUACUUUCGGAGGGUCCUCGUCUUCUUCAUCCAGUUGUUCUUCCGGUGCAGGAGGAGAGCUGCGGCCACUCGGUGGUAAAGCAACUGCUUCGAGUUUUCUUGUCACCGCUGCUCCUGGCACGACCACGAGGCCCGCCUCAGCGCUGCUUUUAAACGAUGAAUCAUUCGGUGCAGGAGUUUCUUCCGCAUCGUCAGGGACAAUUAUAACCAAGCGAGGAGGCAUUCAGUUUCAGCAUGCACGUGGUCCAGGGCGUGGGGCAGCAAUAACAUCGUCAACAUCCAUACCUGCGUCUAGAAGAGGCCAGCUUCUUGCUGAACGGUUGAUACCGAUGAAGAUCUCUGGCAUUUGUGGUUUCGGAGCAAAGGAAUGCGCAGCAGAUGUCUGUAAUGAGAGAAUGAGACUUGCAAAGCAAGGUGCCGAAUCCGAAUUCGAUGAAACAGGCGCGAGUGAGGUAACAAAAACGUUUAGCUAAAAACUCCACUUUUCUCAUAAUGCAGACGAUCUUCAUCUUAUUUUUAGAUACACGAAAACGAAGUUAUCAUUCAUGACAUCCUUGGUUUUGUUGAAAAAAUGUGCAGGCAGAUGCUUGUUGGGUUUAGGAUCGAAAAAGACAUUGAUUUAUCUCAUCCUUGUUUUCGUAUUGUCCCGUGCAGCUCGCAAACAGUGCGGAGAAGAGAGCGAUUCAUGAAGCUUGGGUGCACGCGCGGAAGGCUCAGGACGCAGCGAAAGAGGCCGCUGAUGCGGCGAUGCAGGCGGUUGAGGAGACCGCGCGUGUACAGAAAUACCUCGACCCGCACGACGUAAUCAAAGUUAUGCUCCUGAGUCAGGCAUCAUCAUGAAAGCCUACUAAUGAAUCUUAGAAGUUUUGAUGAUCCUCGUGUCCAUCCAUCAAAAAAUUGGAAAAGUACUUCUAGAUUCCAAAGUUAGUCGGACAAAAACGUAGAGGUUGGAACCAAUGUCUAAGAAAUUGGAGGACGAGACCGAAAUGGAUGUCAAGAAAGCGGAGUUAGCUGGUGGCGUCGCGAGUGAAUGAUCGUGCGACGUGUUCAAGGUUUAUGCACCCGUACUUGUACAGUUGAACACUUACUUAAAAAGUAACAAACCACCUGUGGAUUUGGAGUGACUCCAUUCAGUCAACAUACAUUGUCAUUAUCGAUUGAUAUUGACGAGCACUAGUAUUGCAUUACCCUGAUGAUGAUCACCUUAAUGAUGUGUCGCUGGACGAUCUUGGACGAUUUUGGCAAAGCACUAGAAGAUAGAAAAACUAUCCAAGAUAUCGUACAUCGAGUAAAAUUGCGCAAUAACGUCGAGAAAAUUCAGUAGAGCUGUUGAUCUUCUUGCGCCACGAGCAAUUCUCUGGGUUGGGGAAGAUUCAUGAUAGAUACAAAUACUGGUAGUGUAAUUAUGAUGAUAAAAGCAGUUCUUGUUGUUCUUGCUAUAUUAAGUCGAAGAAGAAUGAAAAUGAUUCCUCCAUACCUCCCUACGUGUUACUACAUAUUGCUUCCGAUUUUGUAGUGGUGCCGUAUAGAGCUACCGCUACUCUGAUCAACGAGAUAAAGGAGAAAGUGAAACAUCAAGUUACAACAAAAAUAGCAUUAUACAUUCAUGAUGGGUGAAGAAAAAUUAUCGAUUGGUCCCUCUACUUUCCAAGCUUGGAAAAAUUCAGAUGCAGCG
Messenger RNA from Amoebophrya sp. A25, 2051 nucleotides. NCBI's taxonomy places the organism in Eukaryota, Dinophyceae, Syndiniales, Amoebophryaceae. The record is from the annotation of a GenBank genome assembly.